Messenger RNA from Babesia bigemina, 5082 nucleotides. RefSeq lists its product as hypothetical. The record is from RefSeq and is a predicted model, not a curated record. Lineage: Eukaryota; Apicomplexa; Aconoidasida; Piroplasmida; Babesiidae. The transcript has a single exon. Bases 1 to 5082 code for a protein of 1693 amino acids.
AUGGGAUUUUUGAGUGGUGUGCUUGGUGCGGUGAAAGAUGAUGAUGCGGUUAAAACGUACGAUCAACAUCUUGCUAUGAGACUUGAAAAUGUACUUAACACUCUAAAUAAUAAAAUUGGCUCCGGGCGUACUGGGCUUGCGGAUGCUGUCGCGGAGGUGAGGGAGUGGUUGGAGGGGUAUGACGGUGAAUUGAGUGAGAAAACUAAUAAUGUAAUUAAAAACAUAAAUGAGUUAAUAAUAGAAAAAAUAAACGACAAAACCACCGACAUAAAUAAUGCUCAAUCCAGUGGUUGCGAAGCCAUUCACAAAACAUUCAAUGAUAUAGUGAAGCAGAUUACUCAUCACAUGUCGACGAUCAAAAACAAUAAUGAUGGUUACAACGGGCUCGAUGAAGCAUUAAAAAACAAGAUGGAUGGAGCAAUUGGAAAAAUGGAUGGUGCGAUUGAAGUUCUGAAAAAAUCGGCAGGAAAUGAUGUCAUCGCGAUGCAGGCCAAGAUGUUAGAUGAGGCACUGGUAGAGAAGGAGCAAGCAAUAUUAACGGCAAUUGAAAAACAAUACAAGGCGCUUAAAAUAACAUCAGAAGAUGAGUUGUGGAAAGUGAGAGAAAACAUUUUAACUUUAGAAAAUGCCAGAAACGAUGUGUUUAAGCAUCUAGACAAUGCUUUGAAAAUUGCUUCUCGAGAGUUGCUUGGUUACAACGGUAGAGACUUCGAUAACAAAUAUAAAAACAAAAUUCUAGCCAGGUUUGAAGAUAUAAAAGAUUCAGUGAAGUCGCUCCAUAAAAAUAUAUCGACAAACAGAUUGGUGCUUCACCAUUUAGUCAAUCAGGCAAGGGACAACUUUACGGGUAUAAAGGAACAAGCGGGAAAACUGGGAGACGGUAGCGAAGAAACUAUAAACGGAAAUUGGGGCCAACUCAUGAAGAACAUAAAACAACGCGUUAAGGAGCUGUAUGAUGUAGAUGAAAAUCGCACGAAAAAUGGUCAUCUGGGCGAAAUGGUCACUAAUGUAGGGGCGUAUGCGGGAACGUUUAGCGACGCAACAAAGUUUGGUAAGAAAGUUGAGAAGUGGAUUGAUGACAUAUUGAAUGGGAAUGAAGUCGUUAUGGGCUGGAUUCAGAAUUAUUUAGACAAGAACUACAACGACAACCCGAGUCAAGGUGAAAAGUAUACAAAACUUACGAAAAUCAUCGCUGCUGCUAUAACUAAUGCAAUUAAGCGCGAUGUCAUUGAAGUCGCCGUUGAAGCGUUUAAAGACACGAAGCAAGAACAAUCAGAGGCCGAUUACAUCUCUGCAAAUAUCUCCGCUGUCAAAAGUGUUAUAGAAACAUUUGUCGCGCCGCUUGGGCAGAAGAUGAAAUUAACAGGUGGCGUAUUCGAGAAAUUUGCCGAUCCCUUAGUGAAGGAAAUUGAGAGGAGACUGAUUUCGGAAGGAGCCCUAUCCAAAAAUCCCUCCGCAUACAAAUCACAUCUCCCUGAUGCGCUACUUGCUAUUCUAACUGCUCUGCAAUCCAAGGCGGAACACGUUAGCGACGAACUUACGUCGUUCACGGGCAUUGAUGCUCAGAUGUUAAGUGACGAUGACAAUCAUGAAUACAAUCUCGGCAAACACGUCAGUGAAGCUAUAAAUAAAGUCGAACUUAUUGGCAAGGAGUUUGACAACAGUAAGCAGAGCCGCGGAGAAAAGAUCGGAUCGGCGUUGGCAACUGUCGAUGACAAAAUCACAGAGCUUGACAAAUUGUUAACAAAAUCGAGCGGUGAAAUCGAUAGUACGAUUGAAUAUAUCAAAGGUGACAUUGAAUCACUUCAUAAUCUUAAGAAAGAGAAAGACGAAUUGAACAAGGAAGACGGCGAAAUAAAUAAGCAAAAGGACACGGCAGCAGCUAAAUUGGAUGAGUUGAAAGAAGCAAUGCAAAAAAAACUGAAAGCAAUAAGCCAAGCCGCCUAUCAAGCUAAUGACGCUGUAACGCACACGAUAAACCUCCUUAAGCAAGCGUUGGAUAAAGCCUACGAGCACAUCACACAAGCCAUAUUAGAACUGCAGACAAAGUUGACUCAAAAUACACGUGACGGCUUCAACGAUGUCACCAAACAGGUUAGGCUAUCGUUUGCUACCUCCAAAAUUGCAGGUCUAGAUGCUCUUAAAAAAUUGGCUCUUGAGCAGAAAAAUGUUAUCGAUAAAAUUAUUCAAUCAGACAUGAAGACAGGGUUAAAAGAAUUAAUGAAUAGGUUGAAAGGCAAUGCGCAAAGUACUUUGGAGGAAAUUAAAGAGAACUUGCCACCUGAAAAUCAGCAUACCGUGCAGCAUAUGAGUUCUCUUUUCGAUAAAUUGCAAAUAUAUUUGGAUAAUAUAUUAAUGUUUAUAACGUAUCAGCUUAUAGGUGCAAAUAAGCCCAACGAUCAGUCCAAGCAGGUCGACGACAUUAAAAGCGCGGUGGACGAUAUGCUUGUUUAUCUAAAGACAGAAGUUAAGGCACCUAGAACUUACACCUUCGACUAUACUUUCAAAACAAAACUCACUAAUCUUCACGCUUCCUUGUCUCAUCUGACCCAUACUCAAAACAACAAUCCUCGUCACCCAGAACUACUUGAUGCCUUACGUGCGGGUCUUACUGAUUUCUCAUGGGAACUAGGAAAGGCAUACGUGAACAAGUAUGACGGGCACGAAGAUAUAUUAUUAUAUAACGCAAAAUCACAAAAGGUGACGGAUGAAGGAAAAGCUUGCGCGAAAGUGUUAUUUACCGUAUUUGAAAUAUUGGAACAUGACUUGAGCGAGUUGACGAAAAGGUGUAAAGAAGGCGGUGGAUGGGCUUACUAUAAAAUCAAUCUGAAGACGGUCAACAGAAACGGUGUUGCGUACAAAUCGGGAGUAAAGCCGGAACAAGUUGUCAAUGGACUUGGUGCCUUCCUCCAGCAAUGUGACUACCGCCUCACCGAUGAUCCCCAAAAGCAAAACGGCGACCUAGAUAAGAACAAGACCGGUCAAAAGAUUUUUGAUGAUUUGCUCAAUGUACCGAUUAAUGGCGCAAACAGCAACGGCCAUCUCAAAAGGUGUUACGAGGGUGAUGAGAAGGAAGAGUUAACGAAGAAAACAACUAAAAACGCAUUUAACCUAUCUGACGUACUUGAAUGUCUCAUGAAACAUCUCCAUCAAUAUUAUCGUGCUUGUCAUCUUGGCACUACCUCCGCCAAAACGCAACCGUCAUCCGUGCACAAGAUGCUGGUAUGGCUGGCCGGCUUUCCUUACUCCCCUCGCUACCAAGAUUUCCACCUCAACGGGUUUGAUGACCUGUUUGAGAAACCAAAGGACAAAACCAAGGAGAGUGAUACGGGUGUGAUUACGCUGGAAAUCACGGAUGGAAGUGAUGGAAUCAGUCUACCCGUUCAAGUCGGUGACGAGAACUGUUUGGACGCAUACCCCAAACCUGUCAAGGCUUCGGAAAUGGCAGAUGAUCUUUCCGCUGUCUGCACCCACGCUCACUCCGUGCUCACCGCUAUCCUUGGUCAUGGUCACGAAAACAGUGUCUACGCUUGCGACUACAAUACCAACCAUUAUGGGCUACAUUACCCGAGUGACAACGGGGCGUGCUUGGACAUGCUAGCUGAUAUCUUGAAUCGUUUGUUCCACCAAUUGCGCUUCGUAUACGGUCAGUGCAUCAACGGCCCCGGUAGUAGCGGAUGGGCAGACUGCUGGUACGGCAAGGAAAUUGGUGGAUCGGCGUGGAGCUGCAAUACCAAGCAGUGCCCUAACCAAAUCGGUGAUCAACCAUGCAAGCAAAUGGCCAACCAAAAGGCUGACCAAGGUGCUGAACAAAAGUGUGAUAGGCAUCCUACCUGUGGCCUUAAAUCGCCUUUGCAAUCAUUCCUCGAGGAUGGCUUGCAAGGUUUCCUCCCUCACCAAUUUACAAAGCCAGGUUGUAAACUAGAAUGCACUGUCACUAAACAUAGAGGUAUCCCGUGCAAAACGCCAAUGGGAUUCGCUGAUAUUUCAAGCAUGGCGUCGCAUACCCAGCAAGGUUCUCAUCUCAAAGACAUUCUCAAAGAGCUGUGCGGCGAUUCCAAUAAGCCACUCAGUCAGCUGUGUGGUAUGCUCAACUGCCUAAUGCGCCGGACUCCGCAGACGCUGGGUGACAUGUUCGCGUUUUACCAUCAAUUCCUGUACAACUGGGAUAAAGCCGGUCAGGUACAUAAGAAGAAUGCGUUUGAGGCAGCCGUCAGCGACGCCAACUUCGGAGAUAUGGACACAACGUUGGACGUCAUACAUUUGCAGAACACCAAGAAGCACGACAGUCAUGCGCCCGGCAAACUGCCUAAACUUAAGGGUGAUAUGUUCAGCCUUACGUCUUGUGAUAAUGGCACAAAUCCAGGCCUACCGUGCGGACCAUACUUACAAUCCAUCAGUGACGACAUCACGAUGGUCUUCUCUAAGAAGCACGCCGGUGACUAUGUAUCAUGGUUUGUGUAUAUCACCGAAACCUUCUAUGACCUACUCAAAAAGCUGUAUGAUGAUUGUUGUAACAAGUGCAACAAGAAGGGGCGUCGAUGCUACGACAAGGGCUGUAACAAAGAUUGUCAAGUGAGAUUCAAAUAUGAAUAUAAGAAACCCGUCGACCGAGAGAUACCGGACGCCUUAAGUAAUAUCAAACAUAGAACUACGUGCAAUUCCAUCGUACAGUGCCGCAGUACUCAUGCGCUUAUAUAUGCUUCAGGUUUCACAUUUGGUAGUCCACAUGCUCUAAGCGGUCAGAAAGACAAAAUGUAUAAGCGUACUUGUGAAGACUUCUGCACAGCAUUGGGCAGAGUAAUAAGCGAUGUCGAAGCACAUGACGCACCUCUCGCUAAACUAAUCUACGUCACAAUCCCUAACUUCCUAUUCACCAUCCGCGCACCGUUCCUGUGGAUGAACGUCGCUCUCUGGCUCCUCUCCUUCCUCUACCUCAUCCACAUCAUGGUCAUCCGCCUCGACCUGCUCCACAUCAAAUCGCAUUUACAUAGUCCCUCAUCACAUCGCAUCGCUGCUCAAUCACUGCUCGCCGCUGCACGCGUUGGCAAGCUCAGCAAAGUGUUUUAUCUGCAACCAUAA